UUGAUGAAAACGAUUGGUGGAGGAUUCGAUUACUCACUCGCUUCAAGUCCUACACCCCGUUGUCAACGGCUUUUCUCGGGGGGAAACGAGGCUGAUCCCACCAUACGAGAGUGGACUGCAUCGGCCCCAUACUUCCACUUUCACGAGGUUGGUGAUCCCUGGAAGGGCCACUUCAAGAAUAUCCAUGCCAUUUCUCUGAACUCUAGUGGCACUCUCCUUGCCUCCGCAUCUGAUGACAAUUGUGUCCGCCUCUGGAGACUCUCGGAUCGACGAAACAUUGCCAUAUUCAAGCACUCUGGGGAGGUGAAUUGCGUCACGUUCUCUGCAGAUGGCAAGCACGUCCUCAGUGGAGGUGUGGAUAAAAAGGUCUCAGAGUGGCCAGCAUCUGAGGAUGCUUUGCCAGAGGAUAGUUCGAAGGAUGGCCUCAUGAAGGAUCAGGCGACGCAAGUCCUCAUUAUGAACUCGACGGUCCGGAAUGCAUGCAUAGCUAGGGACUGGCCUACCGCCGAAAGGGCACUACAUCUGGAUAUUUACACUGACGUCAACGAUCACAACGCCUAUGCAAAUCGCGCAUUUGUUAUGGCGCGAAAAUGCAAGUGGAACAAAGCGCUUCAAGAUGCAAUCAAGUCAGUCAGCAUUCAACCAUCGUUAGCAGGCCAUAUCUCCAAGGGCAUCGCCCUUUGCGGGAAAAAGCAGGUUCUGGCCGCGAGAAUAUCAUUUGAUCUCGCAUCUAUGUUCACAAACCGAGAUUUAAGGACUGAUCACCUGCUGUUCUUGAUCAAGGCCAUCGCGUUAUUCAAUGCAAAUGAACAUCAAGAGGCCAUGCUUCGCAUCCGAGAGCUAGCUGCGUGUCCCAAUGUCGAUCAUAUUGUUUGUCAUAUCGUGGAAGCCCACCUACGCGUCCAAUUGGGAAACAUUGCCUUGGAGGGCGCACGGCACAGCGAAGCUGUCGAACACUUCACUGCCGCUGUCAAUGCUAGUACUUCCUUCUACAAAUCGCCAAUUCAUUUGUUGUACGAUGAAUUUAUCGUGCUCUUUGGCUGGGACCUCAAGUCGUUGUGGCAAACUGCGCACCAGCAACAGUGUUGUGCAUUCUUUCGAGCAGGUAGUUUCGGAACAGCCAUCGAAUCGUAUCAGUCCAUCAUGGAUAAGAUUGAUGAGGAUAUGAAGGCCGAUUUGCGUGCUUGGUUCGCUGUUCGGCAGGAUGCAACAUGCGCCAGCCUCAGGCUCAAGCUCAUGCAGUUUCUCGUCUGUCGAGCAUCAUGCAUCAACCGUUGUCACAAUUCGACGCUCAGCAUCAACAUCAUCACUGAUCAGUCACACGCACGCAUGAUUUCGAGGACACCCACCCCCACAAUACAAAAUCAGCCUUCGAUCGAAGAACUCACUGCACAGCGGGGUGCUAAGGCACUUGAAGAGGACCGAAAAGAUGCUCUGCGUGAGCUUGAGCGCUAUGAGCGUGAACCAAUCACAUUCAAUGCGGGUGAGCAUGUGACUGAUCUCAUUCGAUUCUGGGAGAUGAGCUCGACUUUUCGUUCACAUAAGGAAGGCGCUAAAGUCAAUUUUGACGGAUGGAAAAAGUCUAUUCACUACUUUUCUGUGUUGCUAUGGAUGUCCUGCCAGCUCAGGCAUCCUCUGUGCCAUGCGAACGAGUAUUUUCAUCCAGCAAAGAAACAUGCACACUCCGUCGAAGCAGACUCAGUAAUGGAAGCACUCCAGAUUCUCAAGUUCUCCUACAGACAGGGGAGACUAUUUCACGAGGGAUUUGAUUGCAAAAGAGGAUGACUAUCGAAUUUCGGGGCCUGUGACAUGAGGGGCUGCAGAGGAACUGAUAGUUACGGGGAAGUUCGACGAGCUUGGUGAUCUACUAUUACAAAAUGUUAACGAUGAUAACGUAGAAUAAAACAUAGCCACUUCAUAUCUAAUUCACCUUUAAAGACACUUCUCAUUGAA
Suillus bovinus is the source of this 1953-nucleotide messenger RNA. RefSeq lists its product as uncharacterized. Lineage: Eukaryota; Fungi; Basidiomycota; Agaricomycetes; Boletales; Suillaceae. The annotation marks the transcript as partial. The record is from RefSeq and is a predicted model, not a curated record. Gene Ontology annotation, molecular function: protein binding. The transcript is spliced from 7 exons.